This is a messenger RNA of Alternaria infectoria, 618 nucleotides long. RefSeq lists its product as uncharacterized. The record is from RefSeq and is a predicted model, not a curated record. Lineage: Eukaryota; Fungi; Ascomycota; Dothideomycetes; Pleosporales; Pleosporaceae. Bases 1 to 618 code for a protein of 205 amino acids. The transcript has a single exon.
AUGAGCGCAGAAGAAGAGAUGCGCACGCGAGAGAAGGUCAAGGGUAACAGCCCACGGCAAGACUGGAGCAAGUAUGCCAUCAACGGCAGUGAGUCGCCUCAGCGAAGGCCGAGCGACUCAGACAACAGAGCGGGUCAAGGCUGGGGCACCCAAGACCACAUCUCCCACCCAGGUAUUGCAGAACUCCACGCCUUUUCCACACCAACACAGUCUGCGCCCACAUCAGCAACCUUACCAUACCCUCAUUCAGGCCCCGAUCUCCACACCCUAAUCUCCUCAACGUCCGCUGCGGGGCCAAGUUCCCAAGCCUUUCCCACCAGUCGCCCGUCCACCAGCAGUCGCAACAAAGACACCAGCACAUCCAAACCCUCCAAGUCCAACUCUUCAAAGGCCAGGCCGGAUAAAGGCAAACAACCACAGUCGCAAACGAAUGGUAAGGCUGCAGCUACUGCGUCUCAACAGGCGAAUGAAGGAUGGCCCGUACCCAUGAGUCGCACGCAGAGGGACAAAGAUAAGAAGAAGCGGAGUAAGGCGAUGGUGCUGAUGGAGCACGUGGAUAUCAUCAAAGAUGAUUUUUGGGAGAAGAGGCCCUGGAUUCUGAGUGGGAAGACGGGUUGA